AUGUCGCUAGAACAGGCCAAAAACGCCCUCGUGGCGUCGUUUUUUGAGCUUUCCAACGCCGCCAAGGACGCCGCCACCGCCACAGUCAAUUUCUACAAGGCCGCCGGCGUCGAUGCCUCCGAUUCCGCCUCCUCAUUGGCUGCUUUGAGUGCCUCCAUCACAGGUGCUACCCAGGCUGCUUUGGCCGAUUUGCCCCUGGACGUCAAGGCCAAUGGGUUUGUGGAGCCCAAGAAGGUCGAGAAAAAGCUGAGAAAGAGACCGGCUCCCAAGGACGAGGCGCCUGUGGAGAAACAGGAAACUGAAUCUGCCGAGUCUGGCUCGUCCAGCCCCACCACAGCUGAAACCGCCCCAUCGUCUGCUGCCGAGCCAGCCCAGGCCGAAAAGCCAGAAAAGGCCGAAAAGCCCAAGAAGAGAAAGAUCGAAAGAGACCCCAACGCGCCCAAGAAGCCCUUGACCACCUACUUGCGCUUCAACCUCAGCAUUCGUGACCAGAUGAAGAGAGAACGCAUCGAGAACGGCCUCCCCACCUACCCUGCCACCGAGCUCAACCAGAUCAUCGCCGAGAGAUGGGCCAAUUUGAGCGGCCCGGACAAGGAGGCCCUCCAGAAGGCCUACGAGAGCGAGUUUGAGGACUACAAGAAGGCCUUGGAGACCUACAACGCUACCAAGACCGCCGAGGGUGGCGUUCCUAUCCCAAUUCCAGGCGCUCCAAGAAAGACCGGCGCCAAACCAGGCCCAAAGCCAGGAUCCAAGAAGAAGGAGGCCGAGAAGCCUGCUGAAAAGGCCGCCGACAAGGAGGAGAAGCCCGCUGAGAAGAAGGAGGAGAAAAAGGAGGUGAAGCCCGUUGAGAAGAAGGAGACUAAGCCCGCCGAAAAGAAGACCCCAGCCACUCCUAAGGAAAAGAAGAAGAAGGCCAAGCCUGCUCCAGCGGAAAACUCCACAGUCGCUAACGCCAUUGCUGCUGCUGCCGCCGAGGUCGCUGAAGAAGCCGCCAAGACAGAAAGCAGCGACAAGUCCAGCGCUCCAUCGUCCCAGGCCCAGCAGACCCAGCAAAAGAAGAAGAAGAAGAAGGAUAAGGACGCCUCCGGCGAGAAGAAGAAGAAGAAGGCUCCCGAGGGGGCCCAGAGCCAGUAA
Messenger RNA from Candidozyma pseudohaemuli, 1134 nucleotides. It is a transcript of the gene HMO1, whose product is annotated as Hmo1p. Gene Ontology annotation, biological process: regulation of gene expression. Gene Ontology annotation, cellular component: nucleus. The record is from RefSeq and is a predicted model, not a curated record. Lineage: Eukaryota; Fungi; Ascomycota; Pichiomycetes; Serinales; Metschnikowiaceae. The transcript has a single exon. Bases 1 to 1134 code for a protein of 377 amino acids.